UGUGACAGCUGUAAGUGGAGGAAAAUAAUGAUAAGCCAAGUCGGACGAGAGCUAUACAAGGUGCCGCUUCGCAUUCUAGAUCACCGAGUGUUCGUGAACGGCGAGAUUGAGGCUUUUCUGGAGAAUUUCGAGGUACGUCGCAACGACAGCGAAGUGGAGAAACUUUUCCAGGUCACCGAAACCGUGGGCUCCCUAAAGUACGAUCUCUCCGAGCGCUGCAUUGCAUCCGGCAACCAGAACCUGACCCAACUGGGCUGCGAAGUGAAUCAUCUGCUGGACGGAGUCAACGAACUGCUGGCGAAGGCAAAGGUGGAACGCACUGCCAGCACCCAGCUGGAGGAAGCACGACGAGCACGUGAGCAGCGCCGGGCGGAGUUUCUUACCAAUUUAGAGCACGGCUAUCGCCGCAUCGAAAACUCAUUCGAGGAGAAGGAGGAGGAAAUCGCAGAGCUCUACUCGGACCUGCAGCUUAAAUUGAACAUUGCCAAGUAGUC
Drosophila serrata is the source of this 494-nucleotide messenger RNA. It is a transcript of the gene Muted, whose product is annotated as biogenesis of lysosome-related organelles complex 1 subunit 5. Lineage: Eukaryota; Metazoa; Arthropoda; Insecta; Diptera; Drosophilidae. Gene Ontology annotation, cellular component: BLOC-1 complex; transport vesicle. The record is from RefSeq and is a predicted model, not a curated record.